AUGUACCAACAAACACCCGCAACUCGUGUCAUACAACACUUGAGAAACUUAUCUGAUGGCCCAAAGUCAACCGUUAAACAAUGGCACACCUACUUUGUCAAUGGUUACAGAUUUGAGACACACAGUUGGAGUGAAGGAAAAACAACAGUAAACAGUGGAGUGUGUAUGAAAGGUGUGACUGAAAAUGGUGAAGGAGAUUUUUACGGUGUCAUUGAGAACAUAUUUGAAAUCGAAUACAAUUACCUUGAUUACAAGAAAACAGUCGUGUUGUUUUACUGUAAAUGGUUUGAUCCUUCAAAUAGAGGUACCAGAUAUGAUUCAAAGACUAAUACCGUGGACAUAAAAAUGAACAAACAUUAUCCAUUGUAUGAUCCGUUUGCUAUGGCUCAUAACGUCAGACAAGUUCACUAUGUCCCUUAUCCAUCGACUACAAGGGAUAAGCGAGGUUGGUGUGCCGCAAUAACAUCAAAACCAAGGGGUCUGAUUGAAAAAAAUGAGAUAGAUGAACGUGAAGAUGAACCAUAUCAGGAAGAUGAGAUGUCCAAUGUUGAUGAUGUCAUUGCAGUUGAAACUUUUAAUCAACUUUGUGUACAAGAAGAAGCCGAAGAAGUACCUUCUGAUGGUGAUGUUGAUGAAGAGGACGUCGAAGAUAAUGGUGAUGAUGAAGGCAAAAAUUUUGAUGAUGACAAUGUCGAUGAUGACAUUGAUGAUAUUCCACCAGCACCGGGUGUCGGACGCGAACGCGCUCCACGUAGACGUAGAUUACCCCGCCGCGUUGUUCGGAAUCGAUGGUUGGAGGGUAUGCCCAAGUCUCGAACCGUAGAUGGUGUGGAAGAGGAGUACGACUCCUACGACGACGAUGAUGACCACGAGGACGAGGAAAUUGCCGAUAUUGCACUUCUAGCUCCUCAAAAUGAAUUGUUGGUUGACCGGCAUGGUAGACCCAUCAUCAUGCUAUAUACCGCCACAGAUUUGCAACCCCAAAAUCCGGCGAAUAAGGCAAUCAAUAAUGCAUUGAAAUCCAAAUUCCAGGCUCCAUAUCUCAACUGGACGGAGGUUAGGGCAGAUGAGCGUGGAUAUCAACAAUUUUGGAAUGGCUUCAGGUCGCAAGUAACUUGGCUGAAUCACCACACAGCGGCUAUUGAGCGUAUAUUCAACAAAAAAGCCACCAAGCGUCUGUCGACCUUACUUUUUGAAGCGCGGAAAAAGAUUAAAAAGGAUCCUUCAAAACCACCACUUUGGCUCGCUGGCAAUUCAUACCCUAUGCUGUGCCGCAGAUGGGAAGAGGAAGAGUAUAUUGCAAAGUGUAUAAAGAACAAAGCCAACAGAAAUACUGAUGAAGCCAAUCGUGCGUGCGUACACUCUGGAGGGUCUAAAUCUGCCGGAACGCUUCGUCUUGAGUUCAUCCAACAAAUUGGUCGUCCACCCACCUUUAUGGAGAUGAAUGACAUGAUGCACCGGUAUGCAGAUUCCGGUCAGUGGACGGGGGCAAGGGCGCAAGAAGUGUCGAGGUUGACGCAAAUUUGGGUUGAAGAAUAUAAUGCAAGCCAACUACGACUACCACCUCAUAGGCGAGAUAAUGAGGAUGUUCGUCGAAACAAGAUGUCGUUGGCUUUUGUUAAGAAUGCUGGUGGUCCGACUCGAGGUCGCAAAUUCGCUGCUGGGUGUACAUCUUCUCUAUAUGCAAGUGACCCAACUGGUUUGAGAGAUGUCACUUACACAUCUUCAUCUUCAUCGAGUACAGGACGCUCUCGUCCAACUCAAAGAGAGGAAACCGAUGAUGAGUAUGAAGCGCGAAUGAGGGCCACGUAUAGAGAAGAAUUCCGCGAUGAGUUCGAAGCAUCAUUUGAUGACCGGGUGGACCUACGGGUCCAACAUAUAUUGCAGGAAUUCUUUGCGCAGCAGAGGGCGCCGGCGGGGGGGGGGGGGGGGGGGGGGGGGGUUGGAUCAUCAUCUCAGGCUUCGGCACGACAAAAUCAAAAUGCCGGUGAACAAGAAUAUCGACCGGAUUUGAGUAGCAUGGUUAAUUUGAAUCAGCUGCCGGAGUACCGAGAGGGUGAUCCAGUACUGAGUAUGAGCAUAGAGGAUAUGAGUCAGAUGCUUAAUGAACCAGUUCAUUUACAAUUUUUUGAUCCUACUGGGCAAACAAGUGGAAGCAGUAGUGACGGAAGCGGUAGAAAUAAUCAACAAACUGCUUUCACCGAAUACCAGAGAUCAUUAAAUCCACAACAAGACUUCAUAAUCCCACAUCCAAAUCAACCCCAAGGCAACUUCUUCCCAAAUCAAGCCCCAAUUAACUUCGUUCAUAGGCCUGUGGCACGACCUCCUUCGCGAACGUCACUCCCCGGAGUCGUAAUACACGAGGGAGGUAGAGGCCGAGGCCGAGGAAGGUCGCGUCAGCCAACAGACACUGGCAAGGGGAAGCGACCACUAUAUCAGCCGCCUGACCAACGUUGAUGUGUAAUUUUAAUAAUCUGUUGUUGAUUAUUAUUUGUUUAAUUGUUUUCUUUUUGUAAUGACAAUAUUAUCAUUAUAUUUAAUUAUGCUUAUGUUAAGU
Trifolium pratense (red clover) is the source of this 2557-nucleotide messenger RNA. RefSeq lists its product as uncharacterized. NCBI's taxonomy places the organism in Eukaryota, Viridiplantae, Streptophyta, Magnoliopsida, Fabales, Fabaceae. The coding region runs from base 1 to 2457 and encodes 818 amino acids. The transcript has 5 exons. The record is from RefSeq and is a predicted model, not a curated record.